Messenger RNA from Oncorhynchus keta (chum salmon), 3387 nucleotides. Its product is annotated as caspase-2-like. Lineage: Eukaryota; Metazoa; Chordata; Actinopteri; Salmoniformes; Salmonidae. Bases 139 to 1449 code for a protein of 436 amino acids. Gene Ontology annotation, biological process: regulation of apoptotic process; proteolysis. The record is from RefSeq and is a predicted model, not a curated record. Gene Ontology annotation, molecular function: cysteine-type endopeptidase activity. The transcript has 11 exons.
GACUCGUAUUCGACCAGGAAAACGUCGAUCCAAAUCCUCCGAACUGUCAUUGGCUAUAAUCCAACACAAUGAAUUUAGACCACUCCCGCUACCAUUUUCACACAUUGCAGAGGCGCGGAAGUUGGUUUACUAGGCAGAAUGUUGGGGGAAUGCGGUAUGCUGGAACGAGACAGAAGGGGGCUUCGGAAAUACGCCGUGACUCUCUGCAAAGAGAUGGUGGUGGACGAGCUGUUCAUUCAGUCGCUGCAGACAGACGACAUUCUCACCGACAGCAUGGCAGAAAGCAUCCUGGCGGAACUGACCUCCCACAAGCGGAGCUGGCGUCUGCUGUCCCUGCUCCCCAAGCGUGGUCCCAGAGCCUUCAGCAGCUUCUGCUCAGCACUGAGAGACACAGAGCAGCAGCACCUAUGUGCCCUGCUCACAGAGUCACCAGAGAGGGACGGAGAGAGACAGAGAUAUGUGGACUCUCCCCUCCCACUUCCCACCCAGGAGGGGAUUGUUCCAACCAAGAGAGCCAGAACACAAGAGUCAAUGGAGAUGUGUCUGGAUGCAGACAGUCCCAUCACCAGCUCUGUUCUUCCCUGUACACCAGACUUCUACCUAAAACACUCCCAACAGUCCUAUAGUAUGGUGUCCAGUCCUCGUGGCCUGGCCUUGGUGAUCAGUAACGUCUCCUUUGACCCCUGUGCUGCUCCUGAACUGGACUCCAGGAAGGGAGGGGAGGUGGACGAGGAGGUCCUCAGGAAGGUGUUCACUGAGCUGGACUACAUAGUCACCGUCCGGAGAGACCUCACAGCUCAGGGCAUGCGGGAGUGCAUUGAGCAGUUUGGCACACGGCAGCAGCACCAGACCGUAUCCAGCUGUGUGGUGUGUCUGCUGUCCCAUGGAGUAGAGGGGGCUAUCUACGGCACAGACGGACAGCUGCUGGAGUUGGACUGGGUGUUUGAGGCGUUUGACAACGCCCACUGUCCUCUACUGCAGAAUAAACCCAAGAUGUUCUUCAUCCAGGCCUGCAGAGGAGAGGAGAUGGACUGUGGGGUGGAGCAGUCAGACGGGCCAGAGAGGACCCAGUCUCCUGGCUGUGAACAGAGGGAUGCAGGGAGGGAGGGGGAUGGAGACACCAGGCAGAUGGAGGAGCGAGGCAGGCUCAGAGUCAAACUGCCCCAGCGCUCUGACAUGAUCUGUGGCUUCGCCUCCCUCAAAGGCACUGCAGCCAUGAGGAAUACCAAGAGAGGAUCCUGGUUCAUCCAAGAGGUCAACUCAGCACUCCGCUUCAGAGCCAGAGACACACACCUAUCAGACAUACUGGUGCAGGUGAAUGGUCGUAUUAAAGACAGAGAAGGCUAUGCUCCUGGCACCCCCCACCAUCGCUGUAAGGAGAUGUCUGAAUUCACCAGCUCCCUCUGCAAAGACCUCUACCUGUUCCCCAAGUACUACCCUCAGUACUGACACGCACACAUUUCUGCACCCCUACAGCACCACACACAUACCGCAUCCACUACUGACACACACACACAUGCUGUUACACACAAUCAUAGAGGAUUAAUUCAUUCACAUUUGCUGUGCAAAUUCCCUCUCACAGACAAACUUGGAAAGAAAAAUGGAACGAGUUGUUGUAAAUCUACGUGCUUGGUAAUGGGCAUGAAGUAUACAUGACUGGUAUGAAGCUGAUGUGUGUACCUACCUAUCAGCUAGGCUUGCUAUAUGUGUAUCUGUGCCAGUUAGAAAUGGGAUUGAAAUGUUAGAGGAAAAUAUUUUAGCUUGCUAACACACCAGAAUAUAUUUAAAUGUAUCGCUUUUAAUUUCUUACUAAACAGCAACGUUUGUGUUUGAAGAUUAUUCUUUUUUUAAACAUGUAUUUUGUAUGCAGAUCUAUUUUUAUCCAUUUAUUUUGUAUCAAAUCAUUUUGUAUUAAAAAAUGUUUAUUAUAAAAUGCAUAGCAUUAGAAUAGGAAAUCCCCCCUGACCAAAUGAAGGUAUGUAUCUGUGUCCAUAUGAUGGGCAGACAGGUGGUGGUGUAGAGUUAUAGGCUGAGGAUGCAGCAUGGAGGGAGCUGCAUUUCAAUACCCUCCUAGUAAUCUGAGUCUUCCACUGAAGGAUACUGGGACAAGUAGAUGUGAUAUUGGGAGUUUCAGGGUUUGUUAGCAAUGAUUUGAUGUGUUAUUGAGGCAACAAGUGUACUGCAUUCCAUUUGAAUAGAAUGGAUUCAUGACCAUUUCUCUCACAAACAACUGUCCUCCCCCUCCCAUCUCUACCUCCAUGAGGGGGUUACGGUCUAAGGCACUGCAUUUCAGUGCAAGAGGCUCACUACAGUCCCUGGUUUGAAUCCAGGCUGGAUCACAUCUGGACGUGAUUGGGAGUCCCAUAGGGCAGUGCACAUUUGGCUCAGCGUCAUUCGGUUUUGGCCGGGGUAGACCGUCAUUGUAAAUAAGAAUUUGUUCUUAACUGACUUGCCUAGUUAAAUAAAAAAUGUAGACAAGUUAAGGCAGGUAGGUUAAUUAAUGUUAUAACUACAUUGGUAACCAGACUGUUAUUACUUAGAUGUGAUGAAAGAUGUCAACUUGUAUUUAAAUGAAUUACAUUUAUGUUACACCAAUGAAUUAAAUUAGAAUUCUAUGUAACUGCUUGUUAUCUCUGGUCAACUUGAGACCUAAGUUACCUACUGUCAAUGUUUCCUUGACCAUUAAGAUUUCAGUUCACAGGAUGGAUGUACAUGGAUGUUUUAAAGAUGUAUGGAUUGAUUUUAAAGCAGCUACAGUAUUUUCCUUUUCAAUUUGAUAUGCAAUAUUCCAUAGCAAUGUGUGCCAUGUGAAAGCUGUGGUAUUGUCUUUAAAAUACUUGGUUUAUCAUUUACAUAGGACGAUGCAUCACAUUCAAGUGUAUGAGCAGCAAUAUUGAUGUUUGGUUCUAACAGUGUUGUAGGGAGGAGUGAUAUGACAUGAACAGUAUGAAUUGAGCUGUUGACCAACCAAUCACAGAUGCAGCACAUAGUGCUCAUGUUAAAAAUAUAAAAAAUCCAUAGAGAUCCUGUUAAAUUAGUAUUCUAAUUCUAUGGACAGUUCACCCCAAAUUCUAAGUGCCAGAUGUUUGUUAGAUGCUUUCCAUUCGGUUUGAAGCCUCUAGUUCGGUUUAAACUAACUUAAUGUGUACAAUAUAGCAUCUACACAACUGGUGUCGUGACAGUCAUAUUUUUUGUUAUCGUGAAUUUUCAGAAAGAUUUUGUGGCGAAUUAGGUUAUCCCUUGAAAGUGAAGUACUGAGGUCUGGGGUUCACUGCCAUAAGCUAAGGAGCUGCUGGGGAUGGGGGGAGGAGAUGACUGUAUUUAUGUCUAAAACAAAGACUGCCAAAUGUUCAGGAAAAUAAACAACCUUUUUGUUUUUUCUAUGAA